GGAACAUUAUAUUAGUUGAAACAUUGUAGCAUACCAGGACUUGCAAUUGACACUUGACCACCUCCGUCUCCUACCCAACUGUCUUAGGGAUGGAAAUUGAUUAUAUUGAAAACGAAAACUCCCUAUUACAACCUCCUGCAGUUCAGAGGAGACGGAUUCGACCAGUGGACGAUGCUCAUCCUUUUGAUCUAGACGCAUACAUCUUGGGAUAUUCUGGUCGCACUGCAUUCGACAGGCUUGUGCACAUUAUCUCAACAUGUCCAACUUUGGCGCCACAGGCGUUGAAGCUGGCGUUCGCGCAGAUCGAGGUGCUUCGCGAUCCAACCCUUUAUCAGACCGCGAUGAAUGCAUAUGAUGCUGUGGCGGACCUGCUGGAGGUGCAGGUACCUUCCACUAGUGACCUGUGCUCAGUGAACACGGUGUGGUGUGAAGAGGUUGCGAAGAAGAAUCAAGCGGAGAAAACCAAGCUAGAGGUUGAGCUGAAGACAUAUUCUAACAACAUGAUCAAAGAGAGCAUAAGGAUGGGCCACAGGGACCUCGGUGACUUCUACCGCGCCACUGGAGACUAUACCCAAGCACUCAAACAUUAUACGAAAUCAAGGGAGUUCUGCUCAACUAGCCAGCAUGUCCUUGAUAUGUGUCUUUCUGUACUAGAGCUUGUGAUCGAGCAACGCAAUUACGCACAUAUAUCUUCCUACGUCUUUAAAGCGGAAGGUGCACUUGAUACGGCAAACGCAACAGCAGUAGCCAACGUCGCUGCCGGUUCCAACAAUAGCUCAGUUGCCGCUCCACCUAAAAAAUCAGCGGAGCGCGACCAGGUACAAUCUAAGCUGGACUUUGCAAUGGCUUUGUUCCACCUAGGACAAGUCAACUACGAGAAAGCUGCCCAUUUCUUCCUGAAGAUCGGCUCUCCAGAUUCUCUUGGCGAUUGGAUUGGCAAGAUUGUCGCUCCUGGUGACUUUGCAGUAUAUGGGACUCUAUGCGCUCUUGCUAGCAUGUCGCGAUCUGCAAUUAAGUCUCAACUUACGGGCAACCCUAUUUUCUCUGCGUACAUUGAACAAGAGCCUUAUGUUCGAGAUUUGAUCCAAUCAUAUCUCUCAAGUGAUUUUAAAAGCGUCCUGGAGCUUCUUGAGCGAUACUCGACACGCCACUAUUUGGACAUUCACCUCUACUCGCAUGUGUAUGACCUGACAAACCUCAUUCGCAACGUCGCGGUGGUCCUUUACUUCCAGCCAUUCCAGACCAUUCGCCUCGACCGAAUGAGCGCCGCAUUCGGCUGGACAGUCGAGGAGGUUGAGAAGGAGGUAGUCGCGCUCAUUCAAAGCGGCCAGAUUCAAGGGCGAGUUGACAGCCAGAACAAGAUCCUGAAAGCGAGGAAGGUGGAUCAUAGGGCCGAGCUAUUCGCGCAUGCCAUGAAGACUGCUACUGAGAUACAAAGCACAAACCGCAAGUUGCUGUUGCGGAUGCGUUUGCAACAAGCAGACCUAGUGGUGAAACCACCAAAGUCGCGUCGUGAGCAAGAUCGCACCUCGGAGCUUUUGCAAGGCGAUUGAGCAUUCGAUGACGAGGCUACCAUACUGUAUCACAUUACACAGUUUGCAUUGUAUCACCUCUGGUUCUAGUAGCUACUGUGUAAGAGACAUUAGCGCCCGCAUUUCCUGCUCCACAGGCAAUGUCGUGUAUGACUUUGUGAGCUUUGGCGACAUAUGAGUAGAAUAGGAAACAAUUUAUUAUGUACGAGAAACCUUAA
This is a messenger RNA of Suillus paluster, 1750 nucleotides long. Its product is annotated as 26S proteasome subunit RPN7-domain-containing protein. The coding region runs from base 90 to 1553 and encodes 487 amino acids. The transcript has 8 exons. Gene Ontology annotation, cellular component: COP9 signalosome. Lineage: Eukaryota; Fungi; Basidiomycota; Agaricomycetes; Boletales; Suillaceae. The record is from RefSeq and is a predicted model, not a curated record.